GAGCGAACGAGGCCGCGGAGCUUCGUGGAAGAUCGCAAAAGUGGCGGAAGGAGAGGAGAGGAUAAGCAGCUGUCCACCGGGAGUCUGCUACUCUCCGUGGUCUUGCUCUUUUCGCUCGUUUUCUCUCCCCCUGUCUUUCUUCCUUUUCCGCCUUCUGCGUCUAGACGCGGUACCCUUUCCCCUCCGGUGGAAAAAGUCACCCUGCUCGCACCGGCAGAGAGGGAUGUCGGCCACGGGCUACAGUGCAGUGCGGUGUGUACGCUUCCAACAAUGAAUAUCGUCAACAUGGAACCGUGCGAUUCGACGAAUUAAUCCUGGAACCACGUCGGAGAGACGGACGAACGGAAAAGGAACUUGGUGUCUACCGUCGAUCGUUGGCCGGCGUGCGACGAGGUUGUAAACCAGGUCGGUGUGGAAAAUUCAGUCGAGAUCCUCGCAAACAUGAGUUCGUUCCUGAUGAAUCCAUCCGCCGGCGGUGGAUAUCAUCAUCACCAACAUCAGCAAGCGGCGAGUAGCCACCAUUUGGCAGCGACCUCCGUCAUGGUGGACCCCAAGUUUCCACCCAGCGAGGAGUACAGCCAGAGUAACUACAUCCCGUCCACUGGAGCGGACUUCUUUCCCACCAGUGGGGGUGGCCACCACUUGAAUCAUCCGCAGUCUCACCAGCUGCAGUACGGUUAUCAUCAGCAUCAUCAUCAAGCGGCGUCCACGCCGUACGGAGCGUCGUCAGCCGUGCAGCUAAACGGAGGUUACGCCGGCUACGGUAGCUACUACGGACCGCAUCAUCCUCACCAUCAAGUGCACGCCGUUCAUCAUGCCAGCCUGCAUCCUCAUCAUCAUGCGGUGGGCUCUCUGGCGAUGCCGCCGGAGGCUCAACAGCCGCCGCUCACGUGUCCAUCGUCGAUGCAGAACCAACAACAGCCGCAGCAACAGCAACCACCUGUGUCGGCGUCCACUGUCCUGGGGUCCACUCCACUGUCACCGGGUAUUAUGCAGAAUCACGUGCAGCCGCCGGAUAGUCUUCAGCAUCAUCAGCAGCCGAGUCAGCAGCAGCCACCGCACGAUAGCAAUGCCUGCAGCCCGGCCAGUUCUGGCCAGCUGCAUCGCGACAACUCGCCGGAUCUGCAGCAGCAACCGACCAGCGCGCAACAGUCUCAGCAUAUACAGAACACGCAACAGCAGCAACAACAGUCGCAGCAGCAGCAGAGCCAGCAGCAGUCGCAACAACAGCAUCACGUGGACGACGGGUCCGAUCAGGAUGACAUGGAGGACGAUCAGAUGAUGGACGGGUCGCCAGGGAUGAUGGAGGACGAGGAGGAGGACGAGGAGAACGGGGACCGUGUGAUUUAUCCGUGGAUGAAGAAGAUUCACGUUGCCGGUGUCGCGAACGGCUCGUACCAGCCGGGGAUGGAGCCGAAGCGGCAGAGGACCGCGUACACGAGGCACCAGAUCCUCGAGCUGGAGAAGGAAUUCCAUUACAAUAGGUACCUGACGAGACGGCGACGGAUCGAGAUCGCUCAUACCCUGGUGUUGUCCGAGCGGCAGAUUAAGAUCUGGUUCCAGAACCGUCGCAUGAAGUGGAAGAAGGACAACAAGCUGCCCAACACGAAGAACGUACGCAGGAAGAACGCGAACGGCCAGGCGGCGCCACCGUCGGCAAAGCCGUCCAAGACACCGGCUACCAGGUCCAAAUUGGCCACCGGGAACAACAACAGCCAGAGGAAGAACAACAACAACUCGCCGUCGAGCGGGAUCGACGCUGGCUUGGACUCGAGCGUCGGCCUGACGGACAUGGCUGACGUGCACGCGGUGAACGCCGCCCUUCCGCAUACGAACGUGGUCCAUCCGAGCUUCCAAGGUCACCCGCAUCCUCUGGCCCAUCUUCAAGCACAGCUGAGUCAUCACCAUGUGAGCGGCAUGAUGGAGGGCCCGACGGGAGGACCGUUGGGACACAUCGGCUCCGGAAGUAUCAGUCCCCUGGCCCCGGCGACCAGUCCGUCAGGGCUGUCGCAGGUCUCCGCGCCCAUUCCGCCACCGGCGAUCAAGUCCGAUUACGGGCUGACGGCGCUGUAA
This is a messenger RNA of Eufriesea mexicana, 2073 nucleotides long. It is a transcript of the gene Dfd, whose product is annotated as homeotic protein deformed. The record is from RefSeq and is a predicted model, not a curated record. Bases 442 to 2073 code for a protein of 543 amino acids. Gene Ontology annotation, biological process: positive regulation of transcription by RNA polymerase II; anterior/posterior pattern specification. Lineage: Eukaryota; Metazoa; Arthropoda; Insecta; Hymenoptera; Apidae. Gene Ontology annotation, cellular component: nucleoplasm; nucleus. The transcript has 2 exons. Gene Ontology annotation, molecular function: DNA-binding transcription factor activity, RNA polymerase II-specific; RNA polymerase II cis-regulatory region sequence-specific DNA binding.